CGCGAACCCGUCUCUUAGCACUUCUGCCAUCGCCCUGACCCCACGACCUCUUAUACCCCCACCCUUCACCUCGACCAUGCACCGCGGCGUCCACCUUGUCGGCAGCGUCUGCCUCCCCUCCGAGGAGGAGACCUUCAUCCACUGCUCCGCCCUGCUGCCAGGCCGCCUGCGCCGCAUCCCCGAUGGCGAGCCCCAACACCGCCGGAACUUCACCAUGUUCCAGCAGAGCAUAUUCGCCAACGCGCCCGUGGUGCUGCGCAAGUACGACGACAAGUUCAACUCGCUGCCUGCCGAGCCCAUCAGCGCCGAGGAGGUCGACAAGGUCGUCAAGAGCUUGGGCGAGCUGCACACUGGCUACGACGACGCCGCCAUCAACUCGUACCAGAUCUUUUCGAAUCUGCGCAAGCAGGGCAAGAUCGACUCGCACGUCAAGUUCCAGGUCUCGCUGCCCACCCCGGCCAACGUCAUGUGCCUGAUCGCGGAGCCCUUCCAAGCCGCCCUCGAGCCCGUCUACGAGCGCGCCAUUCUGCGCGACCUCGAGCGCCUCACCACCGAAAUCCCCAAGCACGAUCUCGCCGUCCAGUGGGACGUCGCCUCCGAAAUCGCAUACCUCGAGGAGGGCGCCGAGUGGCCGCACUUCAAGCCCUACGUCGCGAACGUCAAGGAGCACUUUGUCGGGGCCAUGCACCGGCUGGGCAACGCCGUCGACCCCGCCGUCGAAAUGGGCUUCCAUCUGUGCUACGGCGACUUGGGCCACCGCCACUUCAAGGAGCCCAAGGACCUGAGCCUGCUGGUUGAGAUUGCCGGCGAGCUGUUCAGAGGCAUCCAUCGCCGCGUGCAGUGGCUGCAUAUGCCAGUGCCCAAGGACCGCGAGGACGCCGCUUACUUUGCCCCCUUGAAGCAGUGCCACAUGCUCUGGGGCACGGAGCUGUAUCUGGGCGUCGUGCACGCCCACGACGAGGACGGCACGCGCCGUCGCAUCAAGACGGCGUCGGAUGUCGUGGGCGCGUUUGGCGUCGCGACCGAGUGCGGCAUGGGCAGGACGCCGCCCGAGGACUUUGCCUCCAUCAUGCAGAUCUCGGCGGCCGUAUCGCAGCCUAUCAAGAACUAGGCGUGUGCCGGCCUGUCGAUAUUCAAGAUAAUAGAAUCUAGAUUUAAGCUGUUCAGACUUGUUGGCGAUAUUUUAUUGUUUGCUUUCUGUCGGGGCCCCGGGUCCGUUAACCGUCCAGGGUGCCAGAUGAGCUUGACGUCCGCGCGAUAUCCUACAAAGCAGCAGCAGCAGCAGCAGCAGCUUAUUCAAUAUGAAUGCUCCAAUUGAACUCACUGCAUGCAGCCAACAGGCCCGAGCCCUAGCCACAGCCCACCUACCCGGCACCCCCCUCUCACACCACCACGCACCACUCGCCACCACAACAACCCACAACAAUCCUCAUCCCUCACC
This is a messenger RNA of Aplosporella prunicola CBS 121167, 1441 nucleotides long. RefSeq lists its product as uncharacterized. NCBI's taxonomy places the organism in Eukaryota, Fungi, Ascomycota, Dothideomycetes, Botryosphaeriales, Aplosporellaceae. The transcript has a single exon. The record is from RefSeq and is a predicted model, not a curated record. Bases 77 to 1111 code for a protein of 344 amino acids.